Molecule: messenger RNA, 1422 nt
Organism: Talaromyces stipitatus ATCC 10500
Lineage: Eukaryota; Fungi; Ascomycota; Eurotiomycetes; Eurotiales; Trichocomaceae
Product: o-acetylhomoserine sulfhydrylase, putative
Exons: 4
Coding region: 1-1422 (473 amino acids)
Biological process (GO): transsulfuration
Molecular function (GO): transferase activity, transferring alkyl or aryl (other than methyl) groups; pyridoxal phosphate binding
Source: RefSeq, a predicted model, not a curated record
AUGCCUGUCUCGGGAUCUCUCAAGGACGUCACCAAGGCACCUUCUUGGACGACGGUCUCGCUCCACGGUGGCCAGGAGCCGGACCCCGUUAACGGCUCCCGUGCCGUUCCACUAUAUCAAACCGCGGCAUACAACUUUUCUGAUGCUGCUGACGGCGCUAGCAAGUUUGCAUGGUCCAAAGAUGGAUAUGUGUAUACCCGGAUGGGUAAUCCGACCAAUUCGGUCUUCGAGACGAGAAUGUCCAUGUUAGAAGGCGGCGUUGGCGCUGUCGCCACUGCCUCUGGUCACGCUGCGCAGUUCAUGGCUAUCACCAAUUGCUGCUCGCCCGGCCAGAACUUCGUUAGCACCAGCUGGCUGUAUGGGGGAACCUACAACCAGUUUCGGGUCUACAUGAAAAAGUUCAAUAUUGAUGUUAAAUGGGUACAUGGCAACGAUCCGGCUGAAGUUGACAAGGCAAUUGAUGAGAACACUCGGGCAGUGUACAUCGAAACGAUCUCCAAUCCUAAGCACAGCGUGCCCGACAUUGAGGCCAUUGCUGCCGUUGCACACAAGCAUGGUAUCCCUUUGAUUGUUGAUAACACGUUUGGCAUGGGCGGCUAUCUGGCCCGACCACUUACAUUGGGCGCGGACAUUGUGACUCAUAGUUGCACUAAAUGGAUCGGUGGACAUGGAACCAGCAUGGGUGGCAUUGUCAUUGACGGCGGCCACUUUGACUGGUCUGCAUCUGGCAAAUUUCCCGGCUUCACAGAGCCCGCAGAUGGCUACCACGGCCUUCGCUUUUGGGAAACGUAUGGCUACAAAGCCCUGGCUGCCAAGCUCCGAAUGGACAGCAUGCGCGAUCUGGGUCCUUGUAUGAGCCCAUUUAAUGCGUGGCUGUUCCUGCAGGGUCUGGAAACACUCAGCCUGCGUGGAAAACGCCAUUGCGAAACCACACUAGCUUUAGCAGAGUGGCUUGAAGCUCACCCUUCCAUCAACUGGGUCCUCUACCCAGGUCUGAAGUCACACCCAGAUUACGAGCAUGUGAGGAAGAUCAUGCCUAACGGUGCUGGCGGCGUCCUUACUUUCGGCGUGGCUGGAAGUGUCGAAGAAGUCCGAGCAGUCGUCAACAAUCUUAAACUAUGCAGUCAUUUGGCUAACGUUGGCGAUGCUAAAACACUCAUUAUCCACCCAUGGGUCACCACGCACCAACAGCUGCCCGACGAGGAAAAGAUCAAGGGUGGAGUCACCCCGGAUUUGAUCCGUCUUAGCGUCGGCCUCGAGGAUUUCGAGGAUAUCAAGCAUGACUUCGAGCAAGCAUUCAUUGCGGCAGGACUGAAGCCAGCUACGAAGAAUGGUGAUCCGUUUGCCAAGGCCCUGGCCUUGGUUAAGGAUGGGUUCAUGAAGGACCUCGGCACUGGGGCGCCCAAACCGAUUGGAUCUUGA